CAGUCCUCUAAUCAAAUAUUUUAUUAGCGCUGCAGCUCCGAGCGCACAGCUGAGGCACGGGUAGUAUGUUAUAUAGUUUGCAGGUGGGCUUUCCUGUAACACAGUGGCCUACAUAUAUCUGCAAAUAAAAUAUUAUUUCGCACAUGGUUUUCGUAUGAAAUCGAUGCAGUGACCACAAGUCUGAUGUCACACACACAACCAAAUUCAGAAUGAGAUCUCACAGUUGGGAGCAAUUGACCAAAAGUAAUUGUUGCAAUCAUUCUGGCAAGGUGUGGAGCAAUCAGUCUGAUUUGUGGUGGCAUAUAAAAGCUGCAUUGAAACUCAUGCAUGCGUAAAUCUGCACGAUGGAUGCACUGGCAUUACUCGAGGACGUCGCCAACGGCAGAAUUCGCAGAGAACGCGUGUUUAGAGACCACUCCGAUUUCUUGGCCCAAGAUGAUGACUGGCUCAUAAGCCGAUUCAGAUUUCCAAGAGCUGUGCUCCUGGAUCUGUGUACUGAAUUGGGCCCUGGGUUGGAGAGGGAAACCCGACGAAACCGUGCCAUCCCCGUUCCCAUACAGGUGUUAACCACUCUGGGUUUUUUGGCAACCGGGUCAUAUCAGCGGGAAAUGGCUGACAGGUCGGGGAUAUCACAGCCAUCCCUCAGCGCGAUGAUGCCUGCCGUCUUGACUGGCAUCAUUAAUUUAAGUAGUCGUUAUAUUAGAUUUCCCUACACUGUGGAAGAACAGGCCAACAUUAAAAGGCAAUUUGCAGAAAUGUCCGGUUUCCCAAAUGUAAUCGGCGCAAUUGACUGCACACAUAUUGCUAUACGGGCUCCAUAUGAAAACGAAUAUGUGUAUAUAAACAGAAAGCAUGUUCAUUCAGUCAACGUGCAAGUAAUAUGUGACCCGAACAUGGUGUUUGAAAAUAUAGUGGCAAGAUGGCCUGGCUCAACACAUGAUUCAUUCAUCCUGACGCACAGCAAUGUAGGCAGGAGACUACAGGCAGGCACUGUGCCUGAUGGCUGGCUUCUUGGUGAUAGUGGCUAUCCCCUGAGGCGCUGGCUCCUCACCCCCUUCCAGAACCCACAGAGCGAAGAGGAAACGCGCUUUAAUAACAUUCACGCUCAUGCGCGCUCAGUUGUGGAGCGUGCAAUCGGCCUUCUAAAAUGCAGGUGGAGGUGUCUCGAUGCCUCUGGUGGCAAGCUAUUAUACCACCCUACAAAAGUUUGCAGGAUUGUGAGGGCGUGUGGGGUUCUUCACAACAUGGCGCAGAGGUUUGGUGUCCCUCUCCCCCCUGGACCCCCUCCCCCACGAAGUGAGGAACCUGAACCCCAACCCCCUCCUCGACAAGAGGGGUUUCAACAAGGGGUAAGGGCACGAGAGGAUGUAAUGCAGCGUAUAUGAAAAAGACAAACAGCGUCGGUGAGCACGCGGCCAGACGCGCCAUGUGCGCGGGGCUCACUUGUGCCGGCAUGGUCUGUGCGCACAGGCCUCGCACCUCGGGCCUCCACGCCGGCAGCCUCCCCGCCGGGAGCCUCCCCACCGGGAACCUCCAAUUCUGGAAGAUGAAAGAUGCAUGAGCCCACUGUAUUCUAUAAAAUGUCAUUGUUCAUUUAUACAAAUAAAGUGACUUACCUGGUUCAUCCGUA
Messenger RNA from Notolabrus celidotus (New Zealand spotty), 1630 nucleotides. RefSeq names its product putative nuclease HARBI1. Bases 345 to 1385 code for a protein of 346 amino acids. Lineage: Eukaryota; Metazoa; Chordata; Actinopteri; Labriformes; Labridae. The record is from RefSeq and is a predicted model, not a curated record. The transcript has 4 exons.